CAACAAAGGCAAAUUUUAUUAGUUUUGACAGAUGAAAAUUAAGCUGUUACACAACAAACUAUUUUAAAACAAAAGUGACAGUUCAUUGUCAAAUUGAAAACAAUUCAAUAAUAUGUUGUUCAGGUGUAAAAAUUAAAAAAAAAAAAUUAGUUUUUUCAAAAACAAAGUUAAAUAAUAAAUUUUAUUAAAUAAAAAAUAGAGCAAGUACAACAACGAUUGAUUUAAUAAAUAGUUACUGUUCUGUCUUAAUGUUGAAAGAUGUAUUGUUUGAGAUAAGAGGAGUGUCAUAUUUCAUAAAAAAUAAAAAUAAUUAGAAAAAACAAUUUUCAAUCCAAAGAAAUGAUGAUCUAUAGAUCAAAGUUAUUAAAAAAAAAUUUAGAGUAAUUAAUUUAAUUUGCUGUUUAUUUUUUUAUGUAAAUUAAAUAUUACAGAAAUAAUGAUGCCUUAUGAAUUAUUUCGAUGUGAUACACAUUUUAUUUUCGUUAAAGAACAACACAGUCUUUGGUGUGAAAAAAAUUCUGGAGAAUUUUCAGUUAAAUCUGAUUGGGAGUGGGCAAGUGCCAAUAACUUAGAAUGUCUUGGAAUUUUUUAUGGGAUUAUUGGUAAAAUAGACCAAACAUCUUUUAUGGAGUCUAAACUAAUGCUCAUAAAGGAUGUAUCUAAUGUCGGUGAAUUGUAUGGAAAUCACGUAAUUUACAAAAUAAAGUCAGUGGCAUUCCUCGAACUUGGAAGUAAAAAUGCAAACAUAAAUCUUCUUCCUUGUAAAAAACAUAAUAAUAGUAGCAUUAACAACAAAGCACUGGGAAGAUUUUUGGAUGAUGCACAAAAAACAGGAUUUGCUAAGACAUGGGGUUCGAUUAAAAGUGCAACAAAUACUAUUAAAAAUACUACUCAACAAGCAGCGACGCUUGCAACUUCACAAGUUAAGUCAACGAUGAUCAGAAGAAACGGCAAAGAUAAAGAAAAACUUGAGAAGCGAUUGCUUGAUGAACUUACUAAAGUAUUUUCCGAAACUGAUUCGUUCUUUUUUUGUGAAACUGGUGAUUUAACGAACAGUUUACAACGAAGAAAAAAUAAUACUGAGUUACUAAGUGAUAAAAAUCAACCACCGUUAUGGAAAACUGUAGACGAUAGAUUUUUUUGGAAUAAGUACAUGCUACGUGACAUUAUAAAUUUAAAUAAUGAAUUAGCCGAUCAGUGGAUUUUGCCAAUAAUUCAAGGCUACGUGCAAAUUGAAAAGUGUCAAGUUGAAACAGGCUUUGAUCAUCAACCCAUCUUUGAAACGUUUCAUUUAGCAAUUAUUUCAAGAAGAAGCCGAUUCCGAGCUGGAACAAGAUACAAAAGAAGGGGUGUUGAUGACGAUGGUAAAUGUGCUAAUUAUGUUGAAACGGAGCAACUAGUUUGGUAUCACGACCAUCAAGUAUCUUUUGUACAAGUUCGCGGGAGUGUUCCUGUGUAUUGGUCUCAACCUGGUUAUAAAUACAAACCGCCUCCUCGCAUUGAUAGAGGUGAAGCUGAAACUCAAGUUGCAUUUGAGAAACAUUUUGCCGAAGAAAUAGCAUGCUAUGGUCCUGUUUGUAUUGUCAAUCUCACCGAGCAAUCUGGUAAAGAGAAAAUAAUUUGGGAUGCAUACUGUGAUCAUGUGAUAAAAUAUAAUAGUCCUGAUAUAAUUUACACUACAUUUGAUUUCCAUGAAUAUUGUCGAGGAAUGCAUUUUGAGAAUGUGACAAUCUUAAUUAACGCAUUGUCAGAUAUUCUCGGAGAAAUGGGCUAUUGUUGGCGUGAUUCUCACGGAUCAAUUUGUUCUCAACAAGGAGUAUUUCGUAUUAACUGUAUUGACUGUCUAGACCGAACAAAUGUUGUGCAAACUGCUAUUGGAAAAACUGUGAUGGAAAUGCAAUUUUCUAAACUUGGAUUAAUACCACCUGAUGGAACACUUCCAUCAAAUAUACGACAGACAUUUCAGUCACUGUGGGCAAAUAACGGUGACAUUAUUAGCAAGCAAUAUGCAGGAACUAAUGCUUUGAAGGGAGAUUACACCAGAACUGGAGAAAGAAAAUUUACGGGGCUUAUGAAAGAUGGAGUUAAUUCAGCAAAUCGGUAUUAUUUAAAUCGAUUUAAGGAUCUGUAUAGACAAGCAAGUAUCGAUUUAAUGUUAGGAAAAACAGUUAGUGAAGAAAUAUUUCAAGAGCGAACCGAAGAAGAAGACAAUGCUGCUACGGCAAUUCAUGUUAAAUUACUCAUUGAAGAUUGUAAGAAACUUUUGAUUUCAAACUCUGAAGCAAUAUUAGGAAGUUGGGGACUUAUUGAUGCAGACCCUGUAACAGGCAAUCCGAAUGAGACUGAAAUGGAUACAAUUUUAAUUUUAACAAAAGACAGUUAUUAUAUUGCUGACUAUGAUGAUCAAAUUGACAAAGUCACAAAUUAUCAACGAGUUCUUUUAUCUGAAAUUGAAAUGAUUGAAUUUGGACAGCCGGAAAUAAGUACAUCGUUUUUUAAAAAUAAACAGCAUCAUUGUAUUCGUAUAAACUAUUGCGUAAAUAAUGAAAGUGGUUACUAUCAUAUGUUUCGAUGUACAAAUUUAAGAUUUUUUAAUAAUAUGGCAGUCGUUAUUAAAACAGAUGAAGAGGCUGUAGAAUCUUUGAGAGCUAUUUGUGAAGCUUUUUCGGUUGCAAUUGAAAUUGCUGCAUUGCCAGAAAUCCCAGUAAUAAUGAAUACUUCUUUAGUCAAAAAAAUAAGUAAACAAAUAGAAACUAAAGGAUCUACCGGACUCUUAGACAUAUCAUCAUUUCCUCAGUUGACUAGAAAUACUUCUGAAUCACAGCUUCAUGCUCUCAAGAAUGCAGGUACAAAAGCAUUCAAUAACAUGUCAGAGCAGUUUAGUAAAUUGAAUAAACUAAGUAAUAGUUUUAGUAAUGCCAGAAAAUUAUCAAUAAAUCAUCCAGACAAAAAAACCUCCAGCGAUAAAAUAGAACAAAAUACGCAGUCAAAAGUAGUUUUUACAAUCGAUCGAUGUGAGCCUGGUAUUGAGGCCGAAAAUUACGAUUUUGACACUCAUAGCUAUGAUGAUAGCCAUGAAAAUUUCGAAGAAGAUAGUUCGAAAGUUGAAUCAGUAAUUUCAUCACUUGAGAAUAAUUCUUCGAACCCAAAAAUAACCAUUUUAAAUACUGAUGGCCAAGAAAAAGAUGAAAAAGAGAAAAUAGUACCACCAUCUACUUUGAAUCUCGUUAAAAAAAUCAGUCAUUCUUCAAGUGAAGUUGAUGGCGAUAUCGACAGCCGUAAUUUUAUAGAAGUCGAUAAAAAUGGUGAAAUAAAAAGUACUAGUCUUGAAGAAGGCUUACCAAAAAAUAACAUCACAUCGUCGCAAAGUGAAUCGGCAUUAAAGUCAAUAAAAUCUAAUAUUACAAAUGUAACGAGUCCUGUUGCUACUACAGCAAAAGAAAUACUUUCACCGUUUUCUAAAUUUGCUAAGGGAGUACAAACAUUUGGGGCUAAUUUGGAUCCAAGAAAACUUAAAUCUCAUCAAGGUACUGUAUCAAAAAAUUUAUCUGAUCAUCACUUGGAUCAACGAGAAAAGCUUAUAGAACGUUGGAAAGAUUGUAAAUCUAUGUUAAUUGCUUUAUAAUUGAUAUUAAUCUUAUAGUACGCUGAUAACUGUAUUAUUAGAAACAAUACGCAUCCGUGAAUAAUGAAAUGCUGAAUAUGUUUUAGUUUAGGUCAUUUUAAAGUAUACCAUGACAAUUAUGUUUAUAAUUGGUGUUUAAGAGAGCAUAUUAUUCUAGUAAAUUAUAGUACAGAAAAUUAGAAUUUCGAAUACCGAAAUAGGUAAAAAAAUUUAGAGCUACUUCAUAUUCUGUGAAUUGUAAUUGUAGCGUAUUUUAUUAAACUUUA
This is a messenger RNA of Cotesia glomerata, 3891 nucleotides long. RefSeq names its product phosphatidylinositide phosphatase SAC2 (gene sp3). NCBI's taxonomy places the organism in Eukaryota, Metazoa, Arthropoda, Insecta, Hymenoptera, Braconidae. Gene Ontology annotation, molecular function: phosphatidylinositol-4-phosphate phosphatase activity. The transcript has 11 exons. Gene Ontology annotation, cellular component: early endosome; clathrin-coated endocytic vesicle. The coding region runs from base 437 to 3625 and encodes 1062 amino acids. Gene Ontology annotation, biological process: phosphatidylinositol dephosphorylation; regulation of endocytic recycling. The record is from RefSeq and is a predicted model, not a curated record.